AACCCUAUUUAAAACUGCAGAUUAUCAAAAUCUGAAUCUCUUCUCCGAUCUGCGAGGGAAGCGAAUAGGUAGAAGAUAUCCGUGCUGUUGCCGACGAAUUGUACAGUUUGUGAUCGCAGAGGAAUCUGUACUGGGAGAUUUUUGAUAAUUGAUCGGGAUUUUUAGUCACGCUUGUGAUUUUAGAUUCAGAUAACGAUGAAAAACGUUGAGCGAUUGGCGAAUGUAGCUUUAGCAGGUUUAACUUUAGCACCACUUGUUGUUAAAGUGGAUCCAAACCUAAAUGUUGUUUUGACGGCUUGCCUUACUGUUUAUGUGGGUUGCUACAGAUCUGUUAAGCCAACUCCACCUUCUGAGACAAUGUCCAAUGAGCAUGCCAUGCGUUUCCCUUUUGUUGGAAGUGCAAUGCUGUUAUCACUCUUUUUGCUUUUCAAGUUUCUAUCUAAGGACUUGGUCAAUGCUGUAUUAACGUGUUACUUCUUUGUGCUUGGGAUCGUUGCACUUUCGGCGACAUUGUUACCUGCUAUUAAGCGUUAUCUGCCAGAGCAUUGGAAUCAGGACAUUAUAACCUGGCGUUUUCCAUAUUUCCACUCUUUGGACAUUGAGUUCACAAAAUCUCAGAUCAUUGCUGCAAUCCCUGGCACCUUUUUCUGCGCAUGGUAUGCUUCACAGAAGCAUUGGCUUGCUAACAAUAUACUGGGACUUGCUUUCUGCAUACAGGGAAUUGAAAUGCUUUCUCUUGGGUCUUUCAAGACUGGCGCUAUCCUUUUGGCUGGACUUUUUGUAUAUGAUAUUUUCUGGGUUUUCUUCACUCCAGUGAUGGUUAGUGUUGCAAAAUCUUUUGAUGCUCCCAUAAAGCUUUUGUUUCCCACAGCAGAUUCUGCUCGACCAUUCUCCAUGCUUGGACUUGGUGACAUUGUAAUCCCUGGUAUUUUUGUAGCAUUGGCUUUGCGAUUUGAUGUGUCUAGAGGGAGGGACAGCCAGUAUUUUAGGAGUGCUUUCAUGGGUUACACUGCCGGGGUGGUGCUUACAAUACUUGUCAUGAACUGGUUCCAGGCUGCACAGCCUGCCCUUCUGUAUAUUGUACCUGCUGUUAUUGGAUUUUUGGCUGCUCAUUGCAUAUGGAAUGGCGAAGUCAAGCCGUUGUUGGAGUUUGACGAGUCUAAGGCUGCGAAUUCAUCGAAAGAAAGCAAGAAGGUCGAAUGAGUUGGAAAGCUCUUGGUCUCCACUUUUAUUUCUCUGAGGACCCCAAAUACAUUUAAACCUUAGCCGUGGCUAACUUGUGCAACUGCACUCAGCUGUAACAUGUUUUUGGGAUUAAGGAAGAAAUAAUAUCUUACCAACCGAUAACUAUACACUAUAUAGCCGUUUGUAAGUUUCUUUCUUUACUAGCCCUAAAUACAACCGAAUUUUGAAUUUCUUUU
Messenger RNA from Juglans microcarpa x Juglans regia, 1421 nucleotides. Its product is annotated as signal peptide peptidase. Gene Ontology annotation, cellular component: lumenal side of endoplasmic reticulum membrane; cytoplasmic side of endoplasmic reticulum membrane; membrane. NCBI's taxonomy places the organism in Eukaryota, Viridiplantae, Streptophyta, Magnoliopsida, Fagales, Juglandaceae. Gene Ontology annotation, molecular function: aspartic endopeptidase activity, intramembrane cleaving. Gene Ontology annotation, biological process: membrane protein proteolysis. The record is from RefSeq and is a predicted model, not a curated record. Bases 196 to 1203 code for a protein of 335 amino acids. The transcript is spliced from 12 exons.